Molecule: messenger RNA, 777 nt
Organism: Aspergillus sclerotioniger CBS 115572
Lineage: Eukaryota; Fungi; Ascomycota; Eurotiomycetes; Eurotiales; Aspergillaceae
Product: oxidoreductase
Exons: 1
Coding region: 1-777 (258 amino acids)
Molecular function (GO): oxidoreductase activity
Source: RefSeq, a predicted model, not a curated record
AUGUCUACAGGCGGCUACAAUUUUAACAGACUCGCUGGCAAGCAUGUCCUAGUCAUCGGUGCCACCUCCGGUAUUGGCCUCGCUGUGGCCAAGCUCUCACUGGCCGCAUCAGCCAGAGUCACCAUCUCUUCAUCCUCAAACGAACGCAUCGAAAGCACCAUCCAGAAUCUUAUGUCCGAGUUUCCCAACGCCCAACUCCAAGGCCACGCCUGCGAUCUUUCCAAAGACACUGUCGAAGCAGAUAUAGAGACUCUAUUCCAGAAAACCAAACAGGUCGACCACAUCGUCUUCACGGCGGCAGACAAAUUGGCUAUCAUGCCCGUUCAAGACAUCACCCGGGAUAAGCUCAUCGCUGCAGGCCAGGUGCGCUUUAUCGCCGCAAUACUUGUUGCGAAAAUAGGCGCUCGGUAUCUCUCUCCUGAUCCGUAUUCUUCAAUGACUCUGACAACCGGAACUAUUUGGGAACAUCCAUCGCCUAAUUGGACGGCUAUGGCCGGAUAUUUGGGUGGUAUCUGCAGUGUCGCACGUAACUUGGCACUAGAUCUGAAGCCAAUCAGGGUCAAUGCCAUAAGUCCUGGGCUCGUAGCUACGUCAAUGUGGAAUGAGGUGAUGGAUGAGGAGCAGAAAGGGGGGAUGUAUCAAUAUUACGCUGCAAAGCAGCCAACGGGACGGGUUGCCAGGCCAGAAGAUGUCGCCGAGGCUUAUCUGUAUGUGAUGAAGGAUGCCAACAUUACUGGACGGAUUGUGAGCUCGGAUUCUGGUGCUUUACUUGUAUGA